AUGCGCAAAAUUGAACAGUUUAGCGAUGACGACUUGCCUCCACUUCUCCCAUUGGAGGACAAGACAGAGCCUCUGACCAAGCGAUCAAAGCGAACUGAGCGCGCCGAGAAGAAGAACAAGCUCAAGGCGAAAAAGCCCAAACCACAGCAUCGCCACCUCCUGGAUCUUCCGUAUGAGCUGGUUCUGGGAAUAUUGCAGUUCUGUCGUCCGAGUGACAUCUUCAACUUGGGCCGUGUGAGCAGGGAGUACCACACCGUCGUCACACAAGAUGGCGACAGACUCGCGAAGGUCAUAUGCGACUUUCGAUACGAUUGCCUUCAGAGGUGCUUCCAGACGCCUGUUCUUCUGAAGGAUGUCGACCCAGAGGUUUACCCGGCCUUGCACAGCAUGGACCGAUCAGAGCUGAAAAUGGCCCUCAAAAGGCCUUAUCAGCAUGUCCAACCUCUGGACCCAAACCUGAUCUGCACUUGUUUCAUAUGCAUCCUCCGCUGGACCUGUCUUUGCAUCAUCCCCGAUUUCGCGCACUGGCAGAACGACCUGGAUGCCGGGGAACCAAUUCCGAUGAUCCCUCGUGGGACACAUCCAGAGUGGAACAAGGAACUUGUCGAGAAGCACGCGGCCAUCGUCAGGAAAGCUCUCUACAGUCCCCUGUGGCAUGCUCGCCUUUUGGAGGAACACCUCAAGUCUACGACUCGGUCCAUCAGCCGUCACGCCGCGAACAAGGGAAACAAGCGGCGGAGGUUCCGAAUGACGAAAGAGGAUAUCGACUCUGGAACAGAUCAGUUUCUUGCGCGAAGCGGGCCCCCAACGGCGGAUCUCCCCUUCAUUCGAGACAACUACUACAUGCUCGAGGCUUUCCUGCCUAAUCGCGGGUGGAGUUCAGAAGGCAAUCGGUGGAACUACGUGCCAAAAGAACAGCAUGACACUGAUUUGAACAUUGCUGUUGCUUGGGCCAAAUGGAGAGCACACAACAAAGCCAGGACGUAG
Messenger RNA from Neoarthrinium moseri, 987 nucleotides. RefSeq lists its product as uncharacterized. The coding region runs from base 1 to 987 and encodes 328 amino acids. The transcript has a single exon. The record is from RefSeq and is a predicted model, not a curated record. NCBI's taxonomy places the organism in Eukaryota, Fungi, Ascomycota, Sordariomycetes, Amphisphaeriales, Apiosporaceae. Gene Ontology annotation, molecular function: protein binding.